Molecule: messenger RNA, 895 nt
Organism: Adelges cooleyi (spruce gall adelgid)
Lineage: Eukaryota; Metazoa; Arthropoda; Insecta; Hemiptera; Adelgidae
Product: rhodanese domain-containing protein CG4456-like
Exons: 5
Coding region: 165-692 (175 amino acids)
Cellular component (GO): mitochondrion
Molecular function (GO): thiosulfate-cyanide sulfurtransferase activity
Source: RefSeq, a predicted model, not a curated record
ACUAAAUGUUGAAAUAGUUAAAUCAAUUAAAAUCGUCAUUAAAUAAUUUACAGCAGUAAUACUAUUGCUUUUAAAUUCGUAAUAGGUUUUUGUAAUAAUUUAACUACACAUCAUAAUAUAUUCAUAUUAUUUAUUUUUAAUAACCAAAAAAAACAUUGUUAAAAAUGAACAAAAUAGUCAUGUUAAAAUGUUCACGUCAUAUAUUUUCUCCAUUUGAUCUCAAAAUGUUUCAUUCAAACUGUAUUUUAAUGAACCACAUGCAAAAACCUAGUAAAUUACUACAUAGUUCUAGACUGUUGGUUACACAUAAUAUAUCUACAAAGACCACGCCAAUUAUGAAUAAUAUAGAUUUUGACAAAUUGUUAGUGCUGAUUAAUUUGAGUACAUUAAUAAUUGAUGUUCGUGAAAAAAAAGAAUUAGCUGAAACUGGUGUAUUGCCAAAUAGCAUAAAUAUACCAUUGAGUGAUGUAAGUAAUGCAUUAUUACUUCCAGCUUCAGAAUUUGAAAAACUGUAUAAAAUUCCAAAACCAGAUCCUGAGAAAAGUGAAAUUGUGUUUUCAUGCCUUGCAGGAGUUAGAAGUCAAAAAGCAGUUACUCUAGCUCAAAAAGUUGGAUAUAAAAAGGUUUACAAUUACAUAGGUGGUUGGAGUGAAUGGGCUGAAAAAAAUUUGGACACGUUAAAAAAAAUAUAAGUAAUGUAUGAUUCUGCUUGUAUGGAAUUUAAAUCUGUUUUCGAUCGUGUGUAAUUAACCCCAAUGAAGUCUACAAUACACUUAGAAGUUGAGUCAUUAAGAAAUUAUGAAUUUUGAUAAAAGGAUAUUUUUAAACUACUAUUAUAUUUUAUAGUACUGUUUUAAAGAAUAUAUUUUAUUUUGUUAUAAAGUAUAUAAUUUUA